AAUAAUAAAAGCAACUUAAAUAUUUACUUUUAGCCAAAGUAGGUCUGUAAGUUAUGUUUCCAACACAUUUAUAUUUCUAUCAGAGUACAUUUUGGUUUGGAUAAUUGUUUAAAACAUUGCCGUGUCAAAUUGUUGGUCAUGCCUUUAAUUUGAAGGUUGAGUCAUUCUGUUUCCUGUUUAACGAUAAAAACUGACGCAGCGGAGACAACGUGGGUCUCCCGGACUUUGACACUCCGCCACUGAUAACUAGUUUAAAAAGUUGCGCUCUGUCCAACCAGCGACUCGAUCCUCGGGAUAAACCCGCCUGUAAGGCUCCGGACCGCGGACAUGGCUGACCUGUGGGUCUCGCUGGGUGUUCUGGCCGCCGCGGUGCUGCUCUGCGAGGCGACGCGCCGAGCUGCGGCGCGUUUUCUCCCCGGUGUUUGCUGGAUUUACCUGCUGGAAGCGGCGUCCACCUUCCAGCUCUGCUGCUGCACCCAGGAACUCAAACUGCUCGCGGAAUCCGUCCGCUUGGACCUAUCGAUCAGCUUGACCCUCACUUAUGUCGUCACCGUUGUUCACUUAUCAACUUUCAGGGAAGCGACGUGUAAUCCCGCUGCGGCUCUGGAGAGAGCCUGCCGCGGCGCGGCGAGCGGCAGAGCGGCGGCGCUCCUCAUCGCCGUCCAGCUGGGAGCCGCGGUCGCCGCACGGUCCUUUGCAGCCUCCGUUUGGUCGCUGGGGCUGUCGGAUAUGCACCGCCAGCACCAAAAGCUCGGGUUCCGGUGCAUCGACCCGCUCGGCGGGACCGUGCUGGAGGCUGCCGCCGUGGAGCUGGCGUGCGCUUUCGCGGUGCAGGCCACCGCCAUGCACAUCCACAAGCUGGAGGAGAAACUCCGAGUUCACGUCUUCGCUGCGGUCAUCACCGCUUUGGUUUACACAGGUGGGAGUAUCUCUGGAGCCAUUUUUAAUCCAGCCCUGGCUUUCUCUGUUCAGUUCCCCUGCAGUGGCCACACCUACCUGGAGUACUGCUUUAUCUACUGGCUGGGUCCAACGUUGGGCAUGGCGAGCUGCAUCCUCCUGUUCGAGAAGAUCGUCCCGUUUCGUUCUGGAAAGGGUCCCGCUGAGACAGACGGCUCCGUUCCACAGAAAGAGAAGACGCAGUAGAUUUUUGUUUUAUUUAAGUGGGAGAACAAUUCUGGAUGAUUAAGACUCUUCUCUGUGACUUAUGGGGACGUGCAACAGGACUAGAUUGGUGAAGCAUCACUGAUUAGGGAAAAACCCUUUUGGAAAAUUUAUGCUCUAGAACCAUUUUUGCCACCUCCGUGACUUUAACAAAUCUGAACAUGAACAGACAGAAACUUUUGCUCUCACCACGUCAUUUAUGAGAAGCAACAAUGAACCAGCAGAUGAAGAGUUAGAUUUAAAACAUGCUAUGUUUUAGUGACGACUAAAAACUCAAUAGUGACCAAAAAUAACAUAACUGUUCAACAUAAUCCAAUAUGGCUGAUGCAUUGAAGUUAAUAUUAUGCCUAUCAUUAAAAAUUCCAUAGAAAAAACUGUAUUUCAUAUAAAAUGUAAAAGUUCUGUUUUGAUUGCGUAUGUCUGGGAUUAUUUUUCCACAUACGAUUAGCAUUGGUGGUGCUAAAUUUAGGAAGGUCUUUAAAUAUAAUAAAACUCACUUCUCUUGUAUUUACAGCCUUUAACCAUUUUAAAAUCUGACUAAAGUUUUUAUCAGACUCAGUUGUUUUAAACAUAUUCAUAGCUAGCAAUCCUGCUAAGGUUAGCUAACUAUUACUGUACUUGGGUUUAGAGCAGCGCUAAAAGUAUAUACAUUCGAUUAAUAGGAAAUUUAUGUAGGCUGCCUGCCCUGCUGGACAAUUUCUGAAUAAUCCAGAUAUAUACAUGUAGGUUAGCUAAUAAAAUUAUGGCAUAAUUGGUUUGAAUUGUUAGCUACUUCAAAGUUAGCUAACAGUUAGCUAAAAACACAAACCAUUUCUUACACUUUGAUCAUUUUUUCUCUUGAAUACGAAACUGUUCUCAAACGUUUUGUUUGUUUUGUUUUGUUUCUUUUUUGGGGGGCAUUUCUCUUUUAGCCUUAUUUAGUCUUUUCACAACACCAUUGGGUCCUCAACAAUACAAAUCUAAUCUGUCUGUUUGUAUGCCAACUCAAAGUCCCAACAAUAAAACUCCAGUUUAUUACAUUCCUUAGAGCAGUGGUUCCCAAAGUGUGGGGCGCGCCCCCUAGGAGGGGCGCAGUGCCAUUGCCGGGGGACGCCGUAUGGAUGAAUGAAAAAAAAAAAACAAAAAAAAAACAGUUACACAAAAUUGUUUCACUAUAAAGAUGGUUUGUAGUUUGUUUUGUUGCAACCUGAAAUUUGAAAUAAACAUAAAUGGAGUUUGAAAACAAAAUAUGUGUUUAGGUUUAUGUCUGGUUCAACGAUGUGUGCGCCCAGUUGAUUUUUUUUUGUUUUGUUUCUUUUUUGGGGGGGAUUUUAUUGUAAUCCAUAGGGGGGCCCAGAAAAUCUUUGGGAACCACUGCCUUAGAGAAAAAUGGUUAUUGUGUUAUAUAAUUAUAUGAGCGAACUAAUUUUGUUGGAAUAUUGUUUAGUUAUUUUGCUUAUUUUAAUUAAAUAAUUACAUAUUUCCUAAAACCAGCAAUCCAAAUGCAUGGAGGUUUUGAAAAUGCACUGCAAAAUGUUAAUGCCUCACUCUUAACAGACCACAGUAACGUUUAAUCGCAUGUUUUAUAUGCAUCAAAUGGCUCCAUAAGUGUCCUAUUAAUAGCAUUUAUGCUCUCUAUGCAAUACAGUGAACCCGUAUUCCUGCACAAAGUGCUGACGAACAUUUCUAAGAAUGUAUGAACACUCCAGCUAAAUGCAGCCAGGUCAAUAUUUGGUGACAGUUUCUCUUAAAGGGUCAAUAAAGUCCAUCUACAGACGCUGUAAAAAGUUAGCACGCCCUCUGACGAUGAGUUUUCUGUUUAUUCCAACCACAGUGUGCAAAUAUUUACUAAAUAUUUGAUCAAAAUGUAAGUUACUCAAAACGAUGUAGAAUAAAAGCCACAGAAACAGAUGGCUGUACUCUGCCUACCCACCUGCCUGCCUUUCUAAAAAUGGCUGAUACUGUGAAAUAUUUUUAUAUAUCCGACAGCACUUGAAUGUUGUUUAAUUAUCUUUGUUUUAAAUGAAUUAUUCACAAAAGUUGUAUUUUUCUUUUCUUUUAUAGAUGAAUAAAUAAGGAAAAGAGCAUUUUAUGACAGCUUUGAUUCCACCAAAAGUGUUUCUAUUAUUUUCAAAACUUUUUGUUGAGAUUUCAGGCAGUCAUGGUAAGUUAAUUUAUUUUAGAUGAAAGUAAUUCCUCGGUCUUUAGAUCUUUUUAGUAAAGUAUUGCUGCAUACAUCACUCUGAGUAAUAAUAUGCUGUGCUGCUGCCUGGAUGAAGUAUUGACACAGGGUGCUGAGGAUUGUAGUAAACGUACAACUUGCUUGUGUUCAUCUUUUUCAAAUGUCAGCUAUUGCUAAUAGCUCAUGUUGCUAUAAAAUAAUUCAUUUUUCCGAUUUGCUGUUUGUCAGGAAAAUGUACGUUACGUUUCUAGGAAACACGGUUUUGUACGUGUGUAAUAAAAAGGCAUUUAUUUUUAAUAUGUGAAGUAUUUUGAUUGGAAUAAAAAGUAAACAAGUA
Xiphophorus hellerii (green swordtail) is the source of this 3659-nucleotide messenger RNA. RefSeq names its product aquaporin-11-like. The record is from RefSeq and is a predicted model, not a curated record. Gene Ontology annotation, biological process: transmembrane transport. Gene Ontology annotation, cellular component: membrane; cytoplasm. Lineage: Eukaryota; Metazoa; Chordata; Actinopteri; Cyprinodontiformes; Poeciliidae. The coding region runs from base 328 to 1143 and encodes 271 amino acids. Gene Ontology annotation, molecular function: channel activity. The transcript has 3 exons.